Molecule: messenger RNA, 654 nt
Organism: Hevea brasiliensis (rubber tree)
Lineage: Eukaryota; Viridiplantae; Streptophyta; Magnoliopsida; Malpighiales; Euphorbiaceae
Product: protein CASPARIAN STRIP INTEGRITY FACTOR 1-like
Exons: 3
Coding region: 128-409 (93 amino acids)
Source: RefSeq, a predicted model, not a curated record
AUCUCCAAGGAUUUGCAAACUUUAAUUGGUGACUUGAGUGCUCUUUUGCAGUACCAUAGAGAAGAAUUAUUAUUUGGAAGCUUCAUAUUUACGCUAUUCUCUUGAAACAGCAAAACAAAGUAACAUAAUGGGUGCUUUCAUGGUUCUCAACAAGUUCACUCUUCUCUUCCUCCUUGCUUCAACUGCAUUUCUGUCACCAUCUUCUGCAGGUCGACGAUCCAUGUUUUUGGACAAGUUGGCCAACCAAGUGGAUGCUACUAUUUAUGAGGAUUUAUCAAGUAAACCAUCAAGCCUUGAUGAAGCAAGUAUCAUCCACGAAAGGAUUCUGAGAGCUAACACCAAAGACUAUGGAACCUAUGAUCCUGCACCAGCUCUCGUUAAGCCUCCUUUCAAGCUUAUACCAAACUGAAGGUUUUAACCAUGAAGGGCUGCUGAGUCCAAGCACUUACUAGUAUAUAUAUUAUAUAAAUAUAUUUAAAUAAAUGAAGAAAGAUCUUUCCACUAUCAAUAUAUACACCAAAUUUUGACCCUAAAGAUGUGUUACAUAUAUAUAUAUGUAGUUUAUUAGAGAGUAUAUGCAUGUAUAAUUAAGCUGUGACUAUGUAAUUAACUAUGAAUAUGCAAAAUAAUAAAUGUUGUCUGUGUUUUUGUCUC